This is a messenger RNA of Clavispora lusitaniae ATCC 42720, 1362 nucleotides long. RefSeq lists its product as uncharacterized. Gene Ontology annotation, molecular function: protein binding; GTPase activator activity. NCBI's taxonomy places the organism in Eukaryota, Fungi, Ascomycota, Pichiomycetes, Serinales, Metschnikowiaceae. The record is from RefSeq and is a predicted model, not a curated record. Gene Ontology annotation, cellular component: cytoplasm.
AUGUUCAGAAAACACAGCAAGCAGGUAGAAAAGCAGCUCAUUGAUAUCGUCAACAGCAGGAAUAACUGCAAUAAGUGUGGUGAGUGUGGUGCAGACUAUCCAACAUGGGCCUCCUGGAACCUUGGUAUUUUACUAUGCGGCCGGUGCGCCAACAUCCACAAGAAAGUUCUUUCCCGCGGUGGGCCAAGAGGAGGACCCAUCUCCAAAGUCAAAUCUUUGACGCUUGAGAACUGGACUGAUGAGCAGGUGGAUUCCUUGAGAAGGAUUGGCAACAAGAAGGCUAAGCGCAGAUGGAACCCAAAGCUGGUGCGCUUCCCACAUACUGAUGACGAUGAUGAAGGUCCAAUCGAACGCUUUAUUAUUGACAAGUACGUGGAGGGACGAUUCAGGGAUGGUGCUAUUGACAGUGAUGACUAUGAGGACAGAAUGAGCCGCUUUUCCGAUGACAGCGGAACGCUGACUCCGGUGGCGCGAUCGUCACGUCUGGGUUCCAGCGUUGGCUUUACGGGUAAUCGAUCUCGGGCCAACUCGAGACAGGUACCGCGUUUGACCCACAGGAAACUUACGACUUUUGAGCAGACGCAAUACCAGCUGCAAGUAGCCAAGAUCAUGGGGUUCGGCUACAAGAACAGAGAUGCAGUAUUGGAGAGUUUGACCUUGAGCAACGGUGACAUUGAUUUUGCAUUGGAUAUAUUGGCUAACGACGCGAAAAUCAAUCCUCUGCUGAGCGAACUUCCUCCUGAGUUGCCUAAACGCCCAUCGACUGUAUCGACUCAGUCCUCGGCACAAGGCACUACUUUACCCACAUCGGCGGGCUCUUCGAAUGAUUGGUGGACAGGCUCAACUAGUGCUGUAGCUGAGCAACCGCAGAUCUAUCAGUACACAGAUCCUGUCACUGGGCAAGUGUCGUAUGUGGACUCAAAUGGACAACAAUACUUGGACACCAACAACCCGCAGCACCAGCAACUUUUGAUGCAAAAUACACAGAUGCUUACACAACAAGCUACAAAGCAAAAUGUCUUGUCUUUGUAUAAUCAACCCAACAACUUUACCACCAACGUGGCCACGCCCACCGGCCAGCAGCAAACACAGGUAAUGCAGGGCACUCAACAGAACCCACAAGUUCAGAACCCACAACAGGUGCAACAGAACCCACAGAUGCAAAUGCAAAUGCAAAUGCCGACCAUGCAGACUCAGGUCCCCCAAAACCAAAUCAUGCAACAGAAUACAAUGCAAUUACAAAAUCAGUUCCAACAGAUGCCCCAACAGGUGUACAUGCAACCUACUGUACAGCAACAAACAGGAUUCUUUACGCCGCAACAACAGUUUCAGUAUGGCCAACCCCAACAACAAUGGAGAUGA